AUGACUAUUGAACAAUCAUCCAAUUACUCAUUCGGAACUAGAGCUAUUCAUGUUGGAGCUCCUAUUGACCCAACUACAGGUGCAGUAAUUGAACCAAUUUCAUUAUCAACCACAUUUGGUCAAUCAGAACCUUCAAAACCUUUAGGAAUAUAUGAAUAUUCAAGAUCUGCUAAUCCAAACAGAGAUAAUUUUGAACAAGCUGUUGCUUCAUUAGAAUCCGCCAAAUAUGCUAUUGCUUUAUCUUCUGGUUCUGCAACUACUGCUUUGAUUAUUCAAUCAUUACCAGUUGGAUCACAUAUUAUUUCAGGAGGAGAUGUUUAUGGAGGUACUCAUAGAUAUUUUACAAAAGUUGCAAAUACUCAUGGUGUUAAAGCAACAUUUGUUGGAAAUUUAGUUGAAGAUUUAGAAUCAAAUUUAACUAAUGAUACAAGAUUAGUAUGGUUAGAAACUCCAUCGAAUCCGACUUUACAAAUUACAGAUAUUUCGAAAAUUAAAGAAAUUGUUGAUAAACAUGAAGCAAAAACUGGGAAUAAAAUUAUAAUUGUUGUUGAUAAUACCUUUUUAUCACCAUACAUUUCAAACCCUUUAAAAUUUGGAGCAGAUGUAGUAGUUCAUUCUGUCACAAAAUAUAUUAAUGGUCAUUCAGAUGUUGUAAUGGGUGUAUUAGCUACUAAUAAUGAUGUUUUACAUGACAAAUUCCGUUUUUUACAAAACGCAAUUGGUUCAAUUCCAUCACCUUUUGAUUCAUGGUUAGCUCAUAGAGGUUUAAAAACUUUACACUUAAGAUUAAGACAAGCAUCAUAUUCUGCUCAAAAAAUUGCUGAAUAUUUAUCAUCAUCACCAUAUGUUAUUCAUGUGAAUUAUCCAGGUUUAAAAGGUCACAAAAACCAUGAUGUAGUAUUAAAACAACAUAGAGAUGGAUUAGGUGGUGGUAUGAUUUCAUUUAGAAUAAAAGGUGGUGCUAAAGGAGCUUCUGUAUUUACAUCAUCUACCAAAUUAUUCACCUUAGCUGAAUCAUUAGGUGGUAUUGAAUCAUUGAUUGAAGUUCCAGCAAUUAUGACUCAUGGAGGUAUACCAAAAGAAGAAAGAGAAUCAAAUGGAGUUUAUGAUGAUUUAGUUAGAGUUUCUGUUGGUAUUGAAGAUACUGAUGAUUUAAUAGCUGAUGUUGAACAAGCUUUACAAAAAGUUAAAGGAUUGUAA
Lodderomyces pseudojiufengensis is the source of this 1200-nucleotide messenger RNA. It is a transcript of the gene CYS3, whose product is annotated as cystathionine gamma-lyase. Gene Ontology annotation, molecular function: cystathionine gamma-lyase activity; pyridoxal phosphate binding. The record is from RefSeq and is a predicted model, not a curated record. Gene Ontology annotation, cellular component: cytoplasm. The transcript has a single exon. The coding region runs from base 1 to 1200 and encodes 399 amino acids. NCBI's taxonomy places the organism in Eukaryota, Fungi, Ascomycota, Pichiomycetes, Serinales, Debaryomycetaceae. Gene Ontology annotation, biological process: transsulfuration.